AUGCCACCGACCAAAGAUGGUAGAGUGACCAAAUCCAAAGCGCAGAAGGCCCAAACAUCCAUUCGGCGCGCAAAGUCCACCACCAAAAGCUUACCACUGGUCGAGCGCACCAAUGCACUAUCAAUCGAAGACUUCAUCGCCAAGUACAUGACUCCGCCUACACCAAACCCACCAACCGAAAACCAAUCAACCGUCUCAGAAGCCAACGACUCAAAUGCAAUCCAACCACCCCUCGACGUGUACUCGGCAGCGACGAUCAGCCCCACCGACCUAGAAGCCUGCCUCGACCUAAUCGAACUAACCUCCGGCGAAGCCUACACCGCUUCAGGUGGAGGCUGGUCACGGCCCGCAAAGCGCAAAGAAAUGAAACUCCCAGACAUGAAGUACCUAAUCGUGCGGGGAUCCUCAACCGACACAGCCGACGAGCCAAGCUCAUCCCGGAAUAGCGUGCUGGGGUUCUUAUCCUUUAUGUCCAACGCGACGGCGAGGGAGUUCUAUCGCAAGGGUGGGUAUGUGGUUGAUGAGUACUCUCCUAAGCCACGCAGGUUGAGGAACGGGACGGUUAAAGAGUUUGAUUAUGAGAUUUUGUCUAAGGGGUUGAAGUGA
Penicillium cinerascens is the source of this 606-nucleotide messenger RNA. Its product is annotated as N-terminal L-serine N(alpha)-acetyltransferase NAT4. Gene Ontology annotation, molecular function: histone H4 acetyltransferase activity; histone H2A acetyltransferase activity; protein N-terminal-serine acetyltransferase activity. The record is from RefSeq and is a predicted model, not a curated record. Bases 1 to 606 code for a protein of 201 amino acids. The transcript is spliced from 3 exons. NCBI's taxonomy places the organism in Eukaryota, Fungi, Ascomycota, Eurotiomycetes, Eurotiales, Aspergillaceae. Gene Ontology annotation, cellular component: nucleus.